GAGGCGCGAGCUCGAGCUGAUGCAGGUCGCCUGUAGUUCUUUGGGUUUGUGGUCGAUUCCAGUUGUUACCGUUUCAAUUUGUGUAACAUCUGGUUGAAUUUAAAGUUUAAAGAUUGCCUUUAGUAGGAAUUUCAGAUAGCCAGUUAGACGGCUUUUCGUUAACAUGACUUUGCUGCGCUUUAACAUUCUGCGUUUGUCACCUUUAAUAAAGGCAGCUGCGUGCGUUUCGUUGGCUGGUUUUGUAAAUUGCAGUUUUACACAAUUCAUUAUUUAAUAUAAUUUGGUGAUUUAGACAAUCGGCUGCCCGUCAAAACAUGCAGCCGUGUUUAUUUCGAGUAUAUUACAUUUGAACUAGCCAGUUUUCUUUGGUUAAGGUUGCCAGUGGCUUCAUCUGCCUAAUUUUCCCUCGGGUGUCGCUUCUCUCGUGUUUUCCCCAGUUGAAUAAGUAAACAAUAAAUACACCCUAUAGUGUGUAACCUGAAACAGGAAAUGAACGUUUUCGAAUAAAAUCAUUAUGAUAAUAUAAUACUUAAGACGUUUUCUUGUUAUAACAGAAGAACAGGUUUUAUGUAUGGGUGUUAUGAAUAGAUUUUUAAAUUGCUUAUGUAUGAAUGCAUUGUACGUCAAUAUCCACCUAGUAUCUGAAAGUAGUUUAAUUUGGACAUUUGGAUUAAACUGAAACAAUAGUGUUCUGGGUCCAACAUGGAAUCAGGACCCGAGCUGAGUUUGCACCUGGACCCCAAUAGAGAUGACCUGCCCCUUAAGGCAAAUACCAGCCACAUGUUAGUGCGACACUACGUGAUGGACUUGAAGGUUCACUUCGAGAAGAAGGUCAUCAUAGGCAGUGUGGUCCUGUUCUUGGAGGUUGCAAAAGGUGCUGAGGAAAUUCAGAAGUUCUCGGGGGUGGCCAGACAUCAAGAGGCCCCCGAAUCCUUAGACACAGUGCACCUGGGUAAUAAUGGACAGCAUGCUUCACACACAGGCUGUUGUCAUAGUGAUGAUUCAGAGGAGGCUCCCGGGGAAGACAAAAGCAAUGGUGACUUUAUUCUGGUGCUGGAUUGCUGCGACCUGGCUGUGAUGAAGGUGGAGGAGGUGGAUGUGGCCUCUGUGCCGGGAAUGCAAGUGCUACAGGAGACCGGAGGCGAGGGUCUUUGUCCUGCCUGUCCUUCCAUCCCUCUCCUGCAUAAGCUUGUCCAUCUGCCCUCAACAUGCUGGGAGCAGCAGCAUGACCUGUACCGACAGUGCAGCCAGGCCCCAGCUCCUGGGAGAGGGGAGCAAUUCCUCUUCAGCACUGACCGCUGGAGCCUGCAGAUUUGGAAGAGGGGGGUCCGGACUCCCCACUGCUUCCCUCGGUGCAUCAGGAUCUGUUACGAGACCAAGCGUGAGGGAACGUCGGUGAGGUGGACCAAGGACCAGAGUGGCAAGUCUUGUGUUUACACCAUGGGUUCCCCAAUCAACAACAGGGCCCUUUUCCCAUGUCAGGAACCCCCUGUUGCCAUGUCAACAUGGCAGGCCAGGGUGCAUGCUCCCAGUGAAUGUACAGCCUUGCUGAGCGGGGAGAAUGAGGCCCAUCCUGUUCCAGAAGAAAAUGGGUUCUCGCACUGGGAUUAUUAUGUCACAAUGCCAAUGCCUGCCUCUACCUUCACCAUCGCGGUGGGGCACUGGGUGGAGGCCAGGGUGAGACCAGCCCCAGGAGAACCGACAGACUUGUUUUCGGAAACAAAGCCCCAUUCAGGCGAGGGGACCAGUUGGGAUUGUUCUGCUCAACCCAGCAGAGUUUAUCGGAACCAGAACUCGUGCGGAGAAAACUUGGCUGCCUGGAGUGAGGGUGCCAACCUGAAUUGUAGGAUGGAGAAUUCAGGUCUGAGCAACGUGGCGUCAGAGCAGCUCUCUGCAGCCGAGGACUCUUUCCGGACCAGGGUCCUGUGCUCCCACGUGGAUUACCCCUGCCGCUUUACCAGCGCUGCUGCCCUGCUCCAGGAGAUCAUCCCACACCGUGUCUUUGCCCCGUCCCAGCUCCUGCGGGAGGCGGCGGCCGUGCUGCUUCCCCUGCUGCCCCCCUGCCUGGCCGCCGCCCGCGCCGUCCUCGGAGUUCACCCCUUUGCACGCCUCGACCUGCUUGUGGUCCCCGCCGAGUUUCCCAGCCUCGGGAUGGCCAGCCCCCACAUGGUGUUCCUAUCCCAGAGCCUCCUGGUGGGGGGCCCCCAGCUGUGCGGGGCCCGCCUCUGCCACGAGAUUGCACACGCCUGGUUUGGGCUCGCCAUUGGGGCACAGGACUGGACCGAGGAGUGGAUCAGCGAAGGCUUUGCCACCUACCUCGAGGAUGUCUUUUGGGCCCGAGUGCAAAAGCUCUCUCAGUGUAAGGCUGAGGAGCAGUAUCAACUGAAAGCCCUUCUGCGCUGGAGAAGACUCCGCGAUGAGCUGCAGAACUCUGACGAGGAGCUUCAGAUCCUCAGACCCAAUAAGGAAAACACGGGACAAGUCAGCGAAUCAGGGGCCUCUGUGGUGAAACAUGCUCUGAAUCCAGGCAAAACAUUCAUGCAGGUCCACUACCUGAAGGGCUAUUUCCUAUUGAGCUUUUUUUCAAGCAUAAUUGGUGAGGAAGCUUUUCUAAAUUUCUUCCGCCAUUUUGUGAGACAAUACCAUGGCCAGCUCAUUCUCUCACAGGACUUCUUGCAAAUGCUUUUGGACCAUUUUCCAGAAAUAGAGAGACAAGGCCUCACUCUCCAGGUGAUUUACGCCGACUGGCUGGAUAAUCCUGCCAUUCCAGAGCCCCUGUUGCACAGGAGCUCCGCUUGGCUCCGGACGGCAGUCGUGGGAGAAGUCAGACAGGAGGUUGCAAAAUGGAUUCACUUCAGUCGUGGCCACCGAAAGGGCAGCAAGCGGAAGCGAGUGAGGCCCAAGGUGAACUUCAAAGGGGUGAUCCCAGAGCAGCUCGUCCUGCUCCUAGAUCUUCUGCUGGAUGAGCCUGAUCUGUCCCUGACGGCGCUGCGCGCUCUGGAGAAGACCUACCAUCUUCAGGAGAGGGACGCCGAGGUGAGACAUCGCUGGUGUGAACUGGUGGUCAAACACAAGCACACAGCUGCGUACAAGGAUGUGGAACGUUUUCUGCUGCAAGAUCAGGCCAUGGGUGUUUACCUGUAUGGGGAGCUGAUGGUCCACGAGGAUGCACAUCAGCAAGCCCUCGCAAGGAGCUGCUUCUCUCAGGCCCAGGAGGAGAUGGACCCAGCUGUGCGCAAAGUGGUGGAGGAGAUGAUCUACUGAGGGACUGAGGGAGGCAGCAACAUCGAGGAGAAAGCUACAGCUGGUCACUGGUGUUUACACCCUGCAAAAUCACCCUACGGACAAGCUGUCUGCAGGUCCUGUCCAGCGGCACCCCAUGGUGGAGAUAUGUUUUACCGCAAUAAUUUGGUCCUGUCAAGACCAGCAAGACGCCAGCCACUGUGAACAUGCACUGUAGCUGCUGUAAAAGCCUACCUGACUCAAGAUUGUUUGGACCAGAGGAAAAAAUAAUAAAGUUUUCAGGCCAAA
Brienomyrus brachyistius is the source of this 3531-nucleotide messenger RNA. Its product is annotated as aminopeptidase O (putative). The record is from RefSeq and is a predicted model, not a curated record. Gene Ontology annotation, molecular function: zinc ion binding; metalloaminopeptidase activity. The transcript is spliced from 17 exons. Gene Ontology annotation, cellular component: nucleolus. Lineage: Eukaryota; Metazoa; Chordata; Actinopteri; Osteoglossiformes; Mormyridae. The coding region runs from base 703 to 3264 and encodes 853 amino acids.